AUGGCAGCUCACUUGGCUUGUGCAGCAGAACUGAAUUAUUGCUGCGAGGUUUUCGCCAUUCGCCACGGCCUCACAGAUUACAAUGCAGAACGGCGCCUCCAGGGGCAGCUUGACGUGCCUUUGAAUGACAUAGGCAGGGAACAAUGCAGAGAGUGCGGCAAGAAAUUGAAGUCCAUGAUUGAAAGCGGAAAGAACUUUCAGAUUGAAGUCAUUUACUCGAGUCCUCUGAAUCGAACACGCGAGUCCGCGGAAAUAAUCCGGCAGGCGGCUGGCAUCGACUGCAAGAUUGUGCUGGAUGGGCGUAUUCAAGAGUGGAAUGCUGGAAUUCUUCAAGGUCACUUGCUGGAUGAACUGCCAGUCUUGUUCCCUAAGGAGUGGGGGGCUUGGAACAGGAGCAGGGACCCUGGGUUUGUCUUUCCAAGGGGCGAGAGCUUUCAGCAACGGUAUAAUCGGGUGAAGGAAUUCUUUUUAGAAGUUACUGCACGGCAUACCAGGCAAAGAAUAAUCGUUGUGACUCAUGGGGGUGUCCUGGACGAUUUGUUUAGACUCGUGAGGAAUAUCCCCAUGAACAUCAAAACCAAUGCACCGAAACUAAAUGCAGAACUUCACAUCGUGAAAGCCCAUACGAGCAAAGCACGAACGAUGCCGCUCAUGGCGGAGGACAAUCCAUCUGAGGAUUGUUGGAAUGAUUCUCCUAGUGCCUCCUUGACGACUUCACUGACUGAAGCACACCCGUCUGAGAGCCCAGAAAUCACUUGGGAAAUUGUGCGAUGGGGGAAAAUGUCGAAGAACGACCAGCGGCUUGCAGGAAAACUUGAAGAAACGCCUAUAGACAUUUCUCUCAGAGCUAUUGAAUAUGCAUAA
Molecule: messenger RNA, 864 nt
Organism: Cyclospora cayetanensis
Lineage: Eukaryota; Apicomplexa; Conoidasida; Eucoccidiorida; Eimeriidae
Product: phosphoglycerate mutase-like protein 4
Exons: 8
Coding region: 1-864 (287 amino acids)
Molecular function (GO): phosphatase activity
Source: RefSeq, a predicted model, not a curated record